Molecule: messenger RNA, 1194 nt
Organism: Brachypodium distachyon (stiff brome)
Lineage: Eukaryota; Viridiplantae; Streptophyta; Magnoliopsida; Poales; Poaceae
Product: nudix hydrolase 13, mitochondrial
Exons: 5
Coding region: 55-705 (216 amino acids)
Cellular component (GO): nucleus; cytoplasm
Molecular function (GO): pyrophosphatase activity
Source: RefSeq, a predicted model, not a curated record
CUUGUUGACAUCGAUCUUUCCACCCUUUGUUUUCUUGGUUCGCGGUGUGCUCACAUGUCCAGCCUCGUUCUCGCGUGCCCAGCAAUGUCGUCGUCGUCGCCGGACAAGGUGCUCGCCAGGAAGGGCCGCCACAAGCAGCGGUACGACAACGAGUACCGCCUCGUUGCAGGGUGUGUCCCGUACAGAACGAAGAAGGACGAGGGGAACCCCUGCAGCCUCGGCAACGACCCGGGCCGGAUGGAGGUGCUCAUGAUCUCCACGCCCAACCGCACUGACAUGGUCUUCCCAAAGGGCGGGUGGGAGGACGACGAGGACGUCUACGAGGCGGCAAGCCGCGAGGCCAUGGAGGAGGCCGGCGUCAAGGGCAUCAUUGAUAGGGCUACCUUGGGACACUGGGUGUUCAAGAGCAAGAGCAGCCAGAAGAGCAACAGCCCCAGGGGAGCUUGCAAGGGCUAUAUCUUUGCCAUGGAGGUCACCGAGGAGCUUGAGUCAUGGCCGGAGCAGGCAACCCACGGCAGGCGAUGGGUUUCCCCAGGUGAAGCCUAUCAGCUCUGUCGGUAUGACUGGAUGCGUGAGGCGCUCACUGCACUGCUGGAGCGGUUAUCGAUGAUCGAAGCGGUGGGGUCGACGCAGGAACGGACUGAUCAAACCGGCAUGUACAUAAUGCUCCAAACGACAUCUGAUGGCGCAGUUGCAUUGUGCUGAGCAUGUUGCUGCUGCUGAUGCUGUGGAUAACUAAUGAUUGCAGCUAGUUAGCCGUCUCCCCCUCUUUGAACUGCAAACAUGACUAUCAGAAAAUUCAGAAUCUCUGAUAGCUUGUUUAGACCUUCCAUUUCUCUUUAUUAAGCAGCUAGUGGUGGUCUUAAGUACUCGCAAUUGUUGCCAGUAACAACUGCACAUGUCUAAGAUCACCUUGUGGCUUGAGAGACCUAACUGCAGGCACUUCCGGCCACAACUUGGUAUUGGCUGGCUUUCAGAGGUUAGGGCGAAAUUGUUUAGUAUGGACCUUUAGACUUAACCUCUGGGUGCAAGUAUGUUGUUUGCAAGAUCUAUCCAAUCCCUGCUGAUUACUGGGGGUCCUGUGUAAUUUCGUCUUCUAUAAUAUGUGAAAAUAGCAUGGUAAUUUAUCCAUGCCAUGUGUUGUAAAUGAAUGUGAUCUCGUCAUGGACUACUGAAAUGCUGAGAUGUUGUGAA